AUUAGAGCGUUCGGUGAAUCGUGGGACGGUAUAAUUUCAUUUUGUCGAGUCAUCUGGCUCAGUAAUAGUUUAUUAGUAUCCAUAGCUCUAAACACCACUUAAAACGCGCUCCAACACUCCACCAACCACUUGCCAUGCACUCGGACGAAAAGAAACAUACAUCGUUUAGCGUCAACCAUAUCCUUCAAGCCGCAGAAAACUCGAUGGCGGAGAAUGAUAAAGRCACUGAUAGUAAGAACRCAACGGAUGAAGGUCAAGUUAAAGUGGUUUUAGAAGAAGCAGAUUUAUGGCGCCGGUUUAAGUCUCUAACAAAUGAAAUGAUCGUCACUAAGAAUGGGAGACGUAUGUUUCCCGUCCUAAAGGUCAAUGUAACAGGACUAGAGCCAAAGGCCAUGUACUCCUUUUUACUGGACUUUGUUUGUGUUGGAGGCAAUCGAUGGAAGUACGUGAAUGGCGAAUGGGUAUCAGGAGGAAAACCAGAGCCUCCUGCUCCUAGUUGCGUUUAUAUUCACCCUGAUUCGCCAAACUUCGGUGCGCACUGGAUGAAACAACCCAUUGGUUUUUCCAAAGUGAAGCUUACCAACAAGCAAAACACAUCAGGACAACAGAUCAUGUUAAAUUCUCUACACAAGUACGAGCCAAGGAUUCACAUCAUUAAAGUUGGUGCUUCGGACAACAAUCGCACGAUCGUCUCCCACUCUUUUCCAGAAACUCAGUUUAUUGCCGUUACUGCCUAUCAGAAUGAAGAGAUUACAGGCUUGAAGAUUAAGUAUAAUCCUUUUGCGAAGGCCUUCCUGGACGCCAAAGAAAGACAAGAACAGAAAGAYGCAUAUGAACAAGCGGAAUCGCAUUCAGGUUAUUCGCAAUAUGGUUGGUUCUGUUCUGGUCCUCCUCCACCAGUUUAUCCUCAUCAUCAUCAUCCGUCYUCAUAUCCACAUAUUUCAGCUUCACCGUACAGAGGAAUUAGUCCGAUAGGUAUCCGUAGUCACCGCCCUACACCCUAUCCAAACCCAUAUUACAAGCGCGCGGAUCUCUCACCGACCGCUCUUGCUCAACCUUACUACGCRCAAGACUCCAAUUCAAUACUGUUUCCGGGAACAACAAGCAUAGAAAGCCUCACAAUCCCAUCCAUGACAGUAGGGCACCAUUCGCCGUCAGCCUUAGCCUCGUCUCUAAGUAAUAGUCCAUAUAUAAACAAUCUAAGAGCGGCUCAUCAUGAUUCAGAAAAUCACAGAAGAGACAGUGACAAGACAAAACAUCAUCAAAAUGGAGGAUUAAGUCUUCAUUCGGCCUGGAGUACUACCAUAUCGCAGCCAUAGUAACCUGCCGGGUCAACAUAGUUCUUUUAUAUUGGACAGUUCGUCAAAUAUAUACUUAUUGAACAUAAAGAAUGGCCGCUCGRUCUUCAAAACUAUCCAUACCAUAAAAAAUGCAAAAAAAAUGCUAGAAUUUUACAGGUUUUGCUUUUCUAACGAUUUGAAUUUUAUUUUCAUAUGUCCGCCAUUCGUUUCAAGAAAACACGKUCAAACUUUGUGGAUUUUGCUGAAAACGUGUAGUCAUUGUUUUAUCACAUUUCUAUCUGUAUAUUUUCUAUUUUAUUCAUAAGAUUCUCUUUACAAAUAUUUCUUUUUAGUACCGCAUUGCAAAAGUGAUAUCCAUUUUGAAAGUGGUUUCUUCACAUAAUUCAUUGACAAGAAAAUAUAAUCCUGCGAUUGUUGAUUAUUGUAAAUAGAAUUGUAAUAUACGUUAAUGUUAUUUAAGAAGAACUACGGGCAAGCAUAAAUUUUUAAGAGAAAAAAAGUCGAUUUGUUAUUUAAUAGCAGUACUUACUAUAGCAGUACUUGCUUGCCCUCUCGGUUACUACAGAGCCAUAAUCUUUAAUAAAUGUAAUUAUUAUUAUCAAUGCUUAAUGCAUUAAGAGAUUUACUGAAAAAAAGACUGAUU
Messenger RNA from Exaiptasia diaphana, 1944 nucleotides. Its product is annotated as T-box transcription factor T. Gene Ontology annotation, cellular component: nucleus. NCBI's taxonomy places the organism in Eukaryota, Metazoa, Cnidaria, Anthozoa, Actiniaria, Aiptasiidae. Bases 135 to 1319 code for a protein of 394 amino acids. Gene Ontology annotation, molecular function: DNA-binding transcription factor activity, RNA polymerase II-specific; RNA polymerase II cis-regulatory region sequence-specific DNA binding. The transcript has 7 exons. The record is from RefSeq and is a predicted model, not a curated record. Gene Ontology annotation, biological process: heart morphogenesis; cell fate specification; regulation of transcription by RNA polymerase II.